This is a messenger RNA of Pneumocystis carinii B80, 1066 nucleotides long. RefSeq lists its product as hypothetical. Lineage: Eukaryota; Fungi; Ascomycota; Pneumocystomycetes; Pneumocystales; Pneumocystaceae. The record is from RefSeq and is a predicted model, not a curated record. Gene Ontology annotation, biological process: NAD transmembrane transport. The transcript is spliced from 6 exons. Gene Ontology annotation, molecular function: NAD transmembrane transporter activity. Bases 45 to 1028 code for a protein of 327 amino acids.
GAAAAAAAGGCCUUUUUUUGAGGAAAAAACGUUUAAAUAUAGAAAUGGAAUAUUAUUGGUUAGGAAGGGGAGAAAUUGACUAUUAUAUAAGGAGAACAUCAGACGAAACAUUAAACGCAGUGUCAGGAGCAGUUUCAGGGAUUUUUUCUAGUGUUAUUGUUUGUCCAUUGGAUGUUAUUAAGACAAGACUUCAAUUAAGAUCAAGUAAUUAUGUUUUUGGAGAGAGAAUGAAGAUAUAUAAAGGAUUUUAUAAUACACUUUUAAGAAUCUGGUAUGAAGAAGGGAUUCGAGGGUUUUAUAGAGGUCUUGGACCUCUUAUGGCAGGAUAUUUUCCAACAUGGGGUAUUUAUUUUACAAUAUAUGAACGUUGUAAAGAUAUAUAUGGACGUUCUUAUAAUUCAGAAUCUAUAAAGAAGGGUUCUUUGAUUGUAAAUACCAAAUCGGCUAUUACAGCAGGUUCUGUUUCAUGUAUUUUAACAAAUCCUAUUUGGAUCGUUAAAACAAGAUUAAUGAGUCAGAAUUCAUAUUCGUAUAUAUAUUACCGAAAUACAUUUGAUGCUUUUAGGAAAAUGUAUACAAAUGAGGGUAUUUUUUCAUUUUAUAAAGGGUUAGUACCUUCAUUAAUUGGUGUAACGCAUGUUGCUAUUCAAUUUCCAUUAUAUGAGUUUCUUAAAGAUGUAUUUUCUAUUGAUAAUGUGGAAUUUGAAAACCCGUUAUGGUUUAGAGUUGUUUUGGCUUCAAUUGUUUCUAAAAUAGUUGCUGGUUCUAUUACAUAUCCUCAUGAGGUUAUUCGUACACGUAUUCAAACUCAGAUUUAUCAUAAAGAUCCUUCAAAGGUUCAAUAUCGGGGAGUGUUUCAUACCUUUUAUCGAAUAUAUUAUGAAGAGGGUUGGAAAAGUUUUUAUUCUGGCAUGGGCACUAAUUUUAUUCGAACUGUACCUGUAUCUAUGGUUAUGCUUUUGACAUUUGAAAUACUAAAUAAGUGGUUAUUUCAAAUUAAACGCCGUCAUCAUGAAUGCAUUAAUUAGUAUUUGUUUUGUAUUAUAAAAUUGGUUUUUUAUGAAAC